Closterium sp. Naga37s-1 is the source of this 3154-nucleotide messenger RNA. The record is from the annotation of a GenBank genome assembly. Lineage: Eukaryota; Viridiplantae; Streptophyta; Zygnematophyceae; Desmidiales; Closteriaceae.
AUGGGUGAUAAGGGUGUCGCAGCUGCGUGCGAUGGUGUGGUUCCUGCGACAGUAUCCCAAGUCAAGGGUCUUCAACAGGCGCCGACGGCUGCUUACACGGUGUCUCGGGCUGAUACACUUUCUAAGACUGCUGCUGAUGCGGCUGCCGCUGCUGCUGCUGCUGCUGACAUCGGGGCCAUGGCAAUCGACAGCAUGGGUUCUGGUUCGGUGAUAGCAGGGAGCCUUCACAGGCAGUCUGAUCCAGGGGUUGAUGGAGAAGCAGCGUUUCCCGCAGCACAACGCAAGGAGCCGGCGGGGCCAGAAGCACAAGUGAGCGCAGUUCGAUGUGGGAGCGCCCAGCAGGCAGGUGAAGCCCCGGCAGCAGGUGGUGCUGGAGAGCAGCAGCGUACAGCUCGACUUCUUCCCCCUGGCGAGCUCCCUACAGUGACAGCGGCUGUGGCAGUGGGAGAAUUGGGGGCAGCGAGGUGCAGGGUACUGGAGCGUGGUGAUGCUAUUGCCACUGAUGGCGCUGCUGGCGCUGCUGCUGCUGCUGCUGCUGCUGCUGGCACUGGUGGCACUGAUGGUGUUGUCGAUAUGCAAGGGGGUGAAUCCGGCUGUGCUGCGGCUGUGGCGAAGCCAUCGCACGAAGGCCUGAUGUGUGCUGUGACGCCGCCGGAUCUUGAUGGCACCAUGGCAGUGGCAGGAUUGCCGAAUCCAGUGGCGCCCACAACAUCGCCAGAUGCUUCCGCUGCGGAUAACACUGCUGCUGCUGUUCCUUCUGCAGCUGCUAAUGUUGAAGUUGAUGUUGGUGCUGCUAUUGGCGAGGCCAGAAGUGCGUCGUUCCCCUGUCCUCCUCCUGCUGUUGCUAACACCUCACCAACAGAUCCCGCUGCUGCGAUGCCUGUCGUCUCCGGUCCUGCCGCUAUCGAUUCCACCAAGCCCACUGCCAGUGCGGCCAACACCGUCAAAAACCGCAAUCCUAACACCAACAGUGCCGCCGCCAACAUCGCCGGUGCUACCAACACCACUGGUACAGCCGGUACUGUCGCCAACACCACCGGCAAUCCCACAGCGGGCUCGCAGCUGCUCCCAUUCAACACGGAGCGAGUGGAGAGCGUGUACGCGCUGGCGAGCGAGGAGCUAGGCCGGGGCGAGUUCGGCGUGGUGCGCACGUGCAUGCACCGCACCACCGGGCAGCUCUUCGCGUGCAAAUCCCUGGACAAAGCCCGGCUGCGGGAGAGCUCACGCGUGGAGGACCUAGAGAUGGAGCUGUACUGCAUGGGCAUCAUGCCGCGCCAUGGGAACGUCGUGCAGCUCGCGAGCGUGCACGAGGACGAGAGGGCCGUGCAUCUUGUGAUGGAGCUCUGCGAUGGGGGGGAUCUGUUUGAGCUGAUAGCCAAGGCGGGGCGGCUGCCGGAGGUGUUUGCUGCGUGGAUGUUCCGCCAGGCUGUUGAGGCCGUAGCGUUUUGCACAGACUCUGCCACAGCCGCACGCACCACCACUGCUGCUCCCACCACUUCUGGCAUGGAGGGCAUUCGUGUGAGCAGCACUGCCACCAUCGGCACUGGCUUCACUAGUGGCGCUGGUGCUGCUGCUGCUGGUGUAUCCAUGGGUUUGGGAACCAGCAUCGGCAGGGUCGGUAGCGCUGCCGCUGCCGCUGCUGCCGCCGCUGCUGCUGCUGUUCCUGGUAGCAGUGGAGGAGGAGGAGAAGGAGGAGGGUGUGGAAGCGCAGCGCCGGCGUGUCUGGCGGGGAUAGAAGUGAAGCUGGCGGAUUUCGGGCAGGCGGUGGUGCUGUCGCCUGGGAGCACAGCGCAUGGGCUGGCAGGGUCAUCGUUCUACAUGGCGCCAGAGGUCGUCAAGGGGCGCCAGUACGGGCUCUCUGCUGAUGUGUGGAGCCUCGGUGUGCUGCUCUAUGUCAUGCUUGCAGGCUACCUGCCAUUCUACGGGGAAUCCCUCCGUCACAUCUUCCUCACCAUCUGCUCGUCCGACCCCGACUUCUCCUCGCCGCCCUGGCCCUCGCUCUCCCUAGCCUGCAAGCACCUGCUGCGCUCCAUGCUCCACCGCGACCCCCUCCGCCGCCCCUCCGCCCGCCAGCUCCUCUCUCACCCCUGGUUCUCCUGCGCGCUCCUCCCCCUCUCGCCCCCCUCCGUGCCUCGCUGCCUCUCCCCGUUCUCCUCGCCAUCUUCCUAUUCCCGCCUCUCCCCUCACUCCUCUCGCCCCUCGCUUGCCCCCCUCUCGCCCCUCUCACCCCUCUCGCGCUAUUCAAUCUCCACCAAUCCGCUGGCUACCAAACCACUCACCAGCAAGCACUUGAAUGGACAGCCAUCCUCCUCACCGCUGCUCAUGUCCCUUUUUCCGGGAGUAACUCCCCCGUCUCCUUCCUCCUGCCUCUCGCCCUUCACCUCCUCGCCCUUCACCUCCUCGCCCUUCUCGACGUCCCCAUAUUCCUCCUCCCACUUCCCCUCACCACCGUUCUCCUCCUCCUCAUCCUCCUCCCAUUAUUCCUCCCGUCUGUCCUCCUCCUUCCCUCACCUCUUUCCAACUCUCCAAUCCUUAGGUCCUACGUCCUCCCCUUCCGCAUACCCUUUAUCUUCCUCCCCCGCACCUCCAUCCAUGUCCCACGCUUUCCUCCCCAACCCCAACACCCCUCUCGCGCCCUACCACUCAUCUCGCUUCCACCCGAGCUUCCCGCUUUCCACGGGGGCAGCAGCUGCGGCCGCAGCGGCCACUGCUGCUGCUGCUGUGGCGGCGGGGGCGUCACAUGUGCCGUUGCGUGGAGUGGAUGUGCGCUUGGAUCUUUUCUCCUCAGUGCUCCUUGAAACUGCGCAGCAGCUUCCUGCUCUGGUGAACAGGGAGGAUGGGACGUGGCAGGCGGGGUUGAAGGAGGGGAAGGAGGCGAAUGAGGGGAAGUGGGAUUGCGCAUACGGUCUGCUCGAUACUGCUGGCGUGGGUGAUGCGAAUGCUUUCGUGGAUGAAUGCGGGAUGAAGUAUAGCAUAAGUGGGUAUCUAGAUGCGGUUCUGGAUGCAGCAGCUGGUGAUGAAGUGGCUGGGGAUGGAGAGUCAGAUGGAGGGGAUGGUGCUGGAGGGAAGAUUGAUGGGGUGGCGUGCAUGGGUGCAGCAGGUGGGGAAGGGUGCUUCGAUGCUGUUGCUGCUGCUGCUGCUGCUGGGACUGACU